CUGUACUGUCAAAUCCUCCCACAUGUUUCUAGUAUGACCAGCGGUUUUCAGUAACAAGUAUUUGUUUAUUUAUUCAGUUGUCAUAUUGGCAGGUUUGAUAGCUUCUAGCGUAGUGUUUUAUAUGCAAUGCGACCUCCUCGUAAUUAACAGUCAGUGUUCACGAGUGUCCUGACGAGAAGGAAAACUUGUAUAACUAUGUCAGGCAAAAUCGGGCAUUAUCAGCUCAUUGUUGUAGAUGUAUCUUAAUGAAUUGUUAGUCGUAGCUAGUUGGCUAGCUAGCAUACAAGAGAUGGUAAGUUGGCUAGUUGGCUAGCUAGCAAACAAGAGAUGGUAAGUUGGCUAGUUGGCUAGCUAGCAAACAAGAGAUGGUAAGUUGGCUAGCUAGCAUACAAGAGAUGGUUAGUUGGCUAGCUAGCAUACAAGAGAUGGUAAGUUGGCUAGUUGGCUAGCUAGCAAACAAGAGAUGGUAAGUUGGCUAGUUGGCUAGCUAGCAAACAAGAGAUGGUAAGUUGGCUAGCUAGCAAACAAGAGAUGGUAACGGAACAUAAGGACGACUGGGUCGCGUCUCUAGCAACUAAAAUAUGAGAAAGUAUGAAUUCGCUUAUAUAAAUGAAAAUAUCAACGAAACAAAUGUUAUUUCUACGGGUAAAUAUGUGCUUAGUAUUGUUUUCUUUGGCAACCGUGGUAUAAGCGGGAUAAACAGCUUAAACAAACGUUAUUCUUGGUGCGGAGGUGGUGACUGUGUGUAGCCGUAGCUAGCUAGCAACAGGCAAGGGGUGAUAAUGUUUUCACUGAGCAUGGCAACGGAACUUAAAGAACGAACGACUGGGUCGCGUCUCUAGCAACCAAAAUAUGACAAAGUAUGAAUUCGCUUCUACAAAUGAAAAUAUCAACGCAAAAUAAGUAUUUCUACCGGCAAAUGUGUGCUUUCAUAUUGUUUUAUUUGGCAACUGUGAUAUAAGCGGGAUAAACGCCUCUGUACAUUAUUUUUGAAAAAUGAACUCCGCAAAGGGACCAUUAUUUCCAAGGUAACGUUAAUGUACAGAACGGAGGCGUUUACGUAUCCACCAAUCCAAAGAAAGGAUAGACGGGAGAUAGUCAGCCCGCGGUGCCGCUUUGGGCGGAGAGACAGACCUGUAUUGUCUUGUCAUGCAGCGUUCAAAACAACUGGGAACUGGGACUUCAGUGUGUUUAAAACAAGAUCACUGACCUCAUCAUUUGACCUCGUAUUUUUCAGAGUUCCCAGUUGUUUUGAAAUCGGCAUCAGUAUAUCGAUAAUUAUUGAGUAGACGCAGGUCUAGCAUCCGCGUAUCCACCUGAAAUCCAUGAAGCAGAAAUGCUAAACUGACCUUAGAUCAGGCACUCUACUACGAUUCACAUAUUGAAACCGAAACAAGGUAAAUGCGUUUGGUUUUCAUAUUGUCAAUAGCAGUCGAAAUAAACUACAUCUCGCUCUGAGUUGAAAUUAGUGUUGUUUAAACUGAAACGGAGCAGUUUCGUCUGAGUGUGCCAGAGUGCAGAACAACGGAGGAAUUUACGAAUGCUCAACACAGGUUAAAUAUGACAGGUGUCAGUCAACGUCGGCCAAAAAAUUUUGCCAGCAGCACAGUUACAGGCACCAAUGCUCUAGAUAAGGUGACAACAGCCUAACCAGCUCUGCUAAGGUGAUGAACCUCUCAGAGGAGAACAGAACAGUCGUGGUCUCUGGUGUACCAGACACACUGUCCAGCUGUCGCAUGGCAGACAAACUGGUUAUUCACUUCCAGAGCUCCAGAAGCCACGGAGGAGAUGUAGAAAACAUCAAGUACCCGACCAGCUUCAAGGGGGUGGCUUUUGUUACAUUUGAAAACACCAGAGAUGCUGAGAUGGUAACCAGGAAGAAACAGAUCAUGUGUGAUAAGGAGUUCCCUCAAGACUACCCUAUCACUGUAUACAAAUUCACCCAAGACGUGUUGUUCUACGUGAACGCUAAAGUGGACCUGUCAAUCUUCGGUGACGAGGAACAGCAGGAGUCUGUGAUCCAAAGCUUGCAGCCUGCUCACAGAUCAGUGAGGAUCUGCCUUCUACCCAGCCAGGAGGGUAAAGCUUCAGUGGAGGGGCCCUUCUCUGCUGUCAGGGCCCUGAGAGAGGACCUGCUCCAGCGGGCCACUGCCAGCAGCAGCAGUCACCCAGAGGAGAAGCACAGGGCUCCAUCGAGCUCUGGUUACUCCCUGACCUCAGUGGCAGCAGGGAAUGGGGUAUCCCAGGUCAGCAGCAGUCAUGCCUUGGAAAAGCACAGAGCUCCAUCUCCAUCAAACCAUGAUCAUUCCCUGAGCUCUGUGGUAGCAGAGAGUAGGUCUUCCAGGGUCAGAUCUGCUGAUGGUGCUGAGGUGGACUUCCGGGUCAGCGGUUACACCUGGGAGAAGAAGAACGGGGCAGCUCCAUCAAGUGCUGAUCAUUCUCUGUCAAGCUCUGUGGCAGGAGGGAGUGAGGCUUCUACAAUAAAUCAAUCCUUGGAAAAGCACCGCAGGGCAGCUCCAUCAAGCUCUGAUCAUUCUCGGAGCUCCAUGGCAUCUGGGAGUGGGGAAUCCAAGGUCGUCAGCAGCAGUCACACAUUAGAGAAGUACAUCGCUCCGUCAAGCCGUGAUCAAUCUCUGUCAAGCCCAGUGGCAGCAGGGACUUCCAAGGUCAGCUCAGGGGGUGAUGUUGACGUGGAAGAGGAGUCCAUGUGGGUGGACACAAACAUAUUUCUUUACAUUCAGAGAUUUUCUAAAGAUCAAUUUGACCAAUGCUUUAGGAACCACGGUGUGUCGGCUGUGUUCGAUGACAAUGAUGUGGCCGACCUGACUCUGAUAUCCCUGAGAGGAGGACGCAAUAGCAAGGGUCUCUCUGAAGUCCAGCUGACCAUGUCAGAGCUGACUGAUUUGGUCGCUGUUUGGCAGUCAACCCUGAGAAUCCACACUAUAGACUAUAGAAGGCAGGACGUGCUUGAGAGAAGGAGGCUGCUGCAAAUCUGUGCCGAGGUAAACAACCUUUAUGAAGACGUUCUGUACGUGCAGAAGGAGUUUAGUGUCCAGGUCAUCGGUCCCUCUAUGUCCAGUCAUCUCUUUAGUGAGUGUGUGAAGGAUAGAAUGGAUCAACUGGAUAAAGAGAACUUGUAGUCAGAAGGUGAAUCAUUUUACCAUUCUGCAAUAGCAGCUAUGCACGAAGAGCUUUUUGCGCGGUAUAUAUUGAUAGCACUGUGAGACGUUUUCAAGAGAUUUCUGUGACAACUAAAUAGUGUUGAGUUUGUGUUAUUUGCUGUGCCUCAACAAGGAUGCUGUUUUGUGUCAAGCUAGCCAUGAAGGAAUAUCUAGAUAAUAGACUAAAAACGACGUUAAUGAGUCAACACUAGAGGGUACUGUUGUACUGAAUAUACACUAUUUGUUCCAUUAAAUCAAUUAUUUCUGUGUCCUGAC
Messenger RNA from Salmo salar (Atlantic salmon), 3437 nucleotides. RefSeq lists its product as uncharacterized. NCBI's taxonomy places the organism in Eukaryota, Metazoa, Chordata, Actinopteri, Salmoniformes, Salmonidae. The record is from RefSeq and is a predicted model, not a curated record. Gene Ontology annotation, molecular function: RNA binding.